Messenger RNA from Panicum hallii, 1214 nucleotides. Its product is annotated as transcription factor MYB106-like. The transcript has 3 exons. NCBI's taxonomy places the organism in Eukaryota, Viridiplantae, Streptophyta, Magnoliopsida, Poales, Poaceae. The coding region runs from base 79 to 1050 and encodes 323 amino acids. The record is from RefSeq and is a predicted model, not a curated record.
GCAAGCUUCGUCCUUAGGCUUCGCCGCUCCGAUCCUCUCCGUCCGGCGAUCGCGGCGCGUCCGGCCGGCCGGUCGGGGAUGGGGCGGUCGCCGUGCUGCGAGAAGGAAGCCGGGCUGAAGAAGGGCCCGUGGACGCCGGAGGAGGACCAGAAGCUGCUCGCCUUCAUCGAGCAGCACGGCCACGGCUGCUGGCGCUCGCUGCCCGCCAAGGCUGGUCUCCGGCGGUGCGGCAAGAGCUGCCGGCUCCGGUGGACCAACUACCUGCGGCCGGACAUCAAGCGGGGCAAGUUCACGCUCCAGGAGGAGCAGACCAUCAUCCAGCUCCACGCGCUCCUCGGCAACAGGUGGUCGGCGAUCGCGACGCACCUGCCCAAGCGCACGGACAAUGAGAUCAAGAACUACUGGAACACGCACCUCAAGAAGCGCCUCGCCAAGAUGGGCAUCGACCCCGUCACGCACAAGCCCCGCGCCGACGCGGGCGGCGCCGGCGCCGCCGCCUCCGGGGCGCGCUACAGGGCCGCCGCGCACCUCAGCCACACGGCGCAGUGGGAGAGCGCGCGGCUCGAGGCAGAGGCGCGCCUGGCGCGCGAGGCCAAGCUGCGCGCGCUCGCCUCGCCGCCACCGCCGCCCGCGCCGGCGGCCAGCGGGCUCGAGUCCCCCACCUCGACGCUCAGCUUCUCCGAGAGCGCGCUCUUCGCCGGAGCGGGCCACGACGACGCGCUCGGCGCGGCGCGCGCGCCCGCCGUCCUGACGCUGCGCUCGUACGGGGAGGCGUUCGGGGAGCAGCACAGCUUCGGUGAUGACGCCGACGCGCCAGGCGGCUUCCUUGCCGGCGUCCUUCUUGACUGUGCUGUAGCCGGCGCGGAGCAGAGGUUCGCGGCCGCGUCGGCGGACGCUAGCGUCGGUGAGCAGCAGCAGGAGGAGGACAAGGGCUACUGGAGCAGCAUACUGAAUAUGGUCAACUCGUCCAUGUCGUCGUCUUCGUCGUCGUUGACUUCCGAGGCUGUCACGGACCCGGCGAUGUACUUGCCGGCGGCGGCAGAGUUCUGAGUAGCCGUCGUGCAACAGUGAAUUGAACCUGGGCUAAUGUUACUUUGUCAUGGAUGUUCCUAGGUGUUUUGGUUGUAGUUUAUGUGCUAAUGGCUGUCGACGCGGUUUCUUUUUAGGUGCAAUAAACAUGUACUGAUUUUGUUUGUUUGUGUGUGUGUCUAUGA